This is a messenger RNA of Teleopsis dalmanni, 635 nucleotides long. RefSeq names its product RING finger protein nenya-like. Lineage: Eukaryota; Metazoa; Arthropoda; Insecta; Diptera; Diopsidae. The coding region runs from base 27 to 635 and encodes 202 amino acids. Gene Ontology annotation, molecular function: SUMO transferase activity. The transcript has a single exon. Gene Ontology annotation, biological process: protein sumoylation; homologous chromosome pairing at meiosis; reciprocal meiotic recombination. Gene Ontology annotation, cellular component: synaptonemal complex. The record is from RefSeq and is a predicted model, not a curated record.
AUCAAUAAGAGUGAUAGAAGCACAAAAUGGAUUUUAUACAUUGCAAUAAAUGCAAUAGACGACAUAAUAUAUAUAAAUCAUUAAAAUUUUUUCUUUCACAAUGCGGACAUGUAAUAUGCGAGAAUUGUGUCAAGAGCUCGGAGAAUAAAUGUGUAGUUUGUGCGCGGAAAUGCAGUCCCUUGCCCAUUGACAACAAUAUGCCACCUUCGAUGGUGGCUUACUUCGAAAAGCCUGAAAAGGUUUAUGAACGUUUUCAAAAAGUUGUCAAAUUUCAAUUGACGCAAAAAGCGCGCUUAGGAUUACAUCUAUUUAAUGAAUUACCACAACAAUUGCGGAAAGUCCAUAAGGAAGUAAAUGCUAUGUUAAAACUUAAAGCGAAACUCACAUCUGAGUUGGAUGAGGAGAAAAAACGUUUUGAAAAACAAAAACGAUACUUGGCUUAUAUGCAAAACUCAAUGGAAAUGGUAGAUACGAAACGAAAUCAUAAAACAGAUUUGUCUGACGCAAUGUCUAAUUUAAAAAAGCGACUAACAACACCAACAUUAAGUGCGUCCGUAUCGGAAAGUUUUAAAAGCGCUGGAAGAAAUGUCACUAUUACUUCAAUGCCAAAAUGCGGUGUAGACUUUAAUUUGUAA